AUGCGCGAGGGUAAAGCAGGAUUUCAAGAGAACGUUUUUAACUAUUUAACAUCGAGAUUAUUAAAAGUGAGCAUGAAUCUGGACUUUACUAAAGAAAUUUUAAUUAAAACAAAAAUGGAAGUUGAAGAUAGUAAGAAACAUGAUUUUAUAAUUAAUAUUGAUAAAGAUAUUAAUAAAAAAGAAUAUCGUGUACAUUCAAUUAUUAUUGAAACAAGAUCCACUUACGUUCAAGAUGCCAUUUCUAAUGGAUUAGCAAGAAAAGAAAAUGAUAUUUUUAUUUUAGAACUUCCUGAUAUUUCUGUUGAUGUGUUUGAUAUUCUAAUUAGUUAUAUUUAUGGUGGCAUCAUCGACCUUGAUAAAAAGGAUGCCUCAGAUAUUUUGAAUCUUUUAAUUGCUUGUGAAAUAUUCAAACUUAAAGAAUUAUACGAUUAUAUUCAAGAUUAUCUUAUCAAUAAUUAUCAAGAUUGGCUCAAACAAAAUUUUGCUUUAAUUCAACAAGUUGGUUCCAAAACAUCGGAAUUUACAAAAUUACAAGAUUAUUGGUCAACAACUAUUCGUAAAGAACCUAAAAUUUUAUUUAAUGCGAUCGAUUUUACAACUGUUGAUAAAGAAGCAUUAUUAUCUAUUUAUAAAGAUGAAGAAUUAUGUAUGGAAGAAAAUGAAUUAUGGGAUCGUAUUAUUCAUUGGGGUAAAGCUCAGAAUACUGAUUUUCCAGAAGAUAUCGAUAAAUGGACGGCAAAAGAUUUUAACGUUUUAAAGAAAACUAUAGAUGAUUUCCUACCUCAUAUUAGAUUUUAUGAAAUUUCAUCAGAAGAUUUUUGUUACAAGAUUAUGCCAUAUAAUUCACUUCUUUCUAAUGAUUUAUAUCAAGAUCUUUCAAGAUAUCAUUUAGUAUCAAGUUGGACCCCAAAAUUUAAUCGUCUCACUCCAAGAAGAAAAAACAUACCGUUAGAUUCUAAAUUGAUUAAUUUUGAACAAGCAAUACUUAUUUCUUCUUGGAUUCAAGGAAACAAAGAUAACAAGAUACAAAAUAAAUUUAAGAAAAAUUAUUAUGAUUUUCAAUUAAUUACUCGUGGAAGUCGUGAUGGAUUUACGGGUGAGAUAUUUCAUAAAAUGUGUGAUAAUAAAGGUCCUACAAUCACAGUUUUGAGAUUAAAAAAUGAAUCGUCAAUCCUUGGGGGUUAUAGUCCUAUCGAUUGGGAUAUUAAUAAACGUGGUAAUUUUGAAAAAACUUUGGAUAGUUUUAUUUUUAGUUUCAUAGAUAAGGAAACAAUUCUAUCUAGAGUUAAAGAACCCGAUAAUGCUAUAUAUCAAUUUGAUGGUUCAAAUUUUGUUGAUUUACAAUUAAACUACACUUUUAAUUCCAAAAAUGGCGUAUAUUACUCUCUACGUGCAUAUGAAAAGCAAAUAAUACAAAAUGAAGGCAAUUUUGUUGUUGAUGAAUAUGAAGUUUUUAGCGUAACUAAAAAAAGUGGAUGA
This is a messenger RNA of Rhizophagus irregularis DAOM 181602=DAOM 197198, 1479 nucleotides long. The record is from RefSeq and is a predicted model, not a curated record. Lineage: Eukaryota; Fungi; Glomeromycota; Glomeromycetes; Glomerales; Glomeraceae.